Rotaria sp. Silwood1 is the source of this 579-nucleotide messenger RNA. The record is from the annotation of a GenBank genome assembly. NCBI's taxonomy places the organism in Eukaryota, Metazoa, Rotifera, Eurotatoria, Philodinida, Philodinidae.
AUGAAUUCAUCAUUUUGGUCUUAUUCAAUACCACCAUUUUAUCCAUCAACAGCAACAACAACUACUCCAUCAAACUUUUACUCAUGUCCAUAUAUUUCAUCACCGUAUAAUCCAAAUAUGAUAAUGAAUUCAUCCAUACAGACGAGUUUAAAUUCAUCAUCUGGAUAUGAAAGUGCGACGAAUGAGACAAGUUUUGUUGAUCCAUGUUGUUCAAGUUCAUCAUGUGUUAUGAAGGAAUCAAAUUCAAAUAUCAUGUACCAAGAAUCCGAAAAUAUGAAUGAUGAAGACACUGAAAGUAGUAUGUCGUCAACAAUGAAUGAGAAGAAUUAUAUUGGUCGAAAAAAACGUCGUGUACUUUCACGCCCACAACGGCAAGAAGCAAAUCGUCGUGAACGUCAUCGUAUGGAAAUUAUUAAUCAAGCUUAUGAGGAAUUAAGAAAUGUACUUCCGUAUAAAAAAGGUCGAAAACGGCAAAAAAUGUCUCGUAUGGAUACAGUUGAUGGUGCUAUUCGAUAUAUUCAUUCACUUCUUGAAACACUUCAUGGACCAAAUUAUAACCCUGAUUGGGCCAAAGAAUAA